Messenger RNA from Corticium candelabrum, 2027 nucleotides. RefSeq lists its product as uncharacterized. The transcript is spliced from 8 exons. The record is from RefSeq and is a predicted model, not a curated record. Lineage: Eukaryota; Metazoa; Porifera; Homoscleromorpha; Homosclerophorida; Plakinidae. Bases 41 to 1798 code for a protein of 585 amino acids.
UGGGUGUUCGCAGUUGGAGAAACCCGUGAGUGGUAGUGUGAUGACGCUGUCCGGUAAUCGUGUAGCCUACUCUUGUUCGGAGGGAUUCUCUCUCGUUGGUCUUCCUGUGAGAACUUGUUUUUGUGGGAAGUGGUUGGGGAACGAAGCAGAAUGUGUCCGAGACGGUGAGUGGAGUUCGUGGUCUCUCUGGAGUCAGUGCACUCGCUCUUGUGGAGGUGGAAUCCAGACUCGCGAAAGACUAUGUAACAAUCCAGUACCUGGAAACCGGUUCGGUGAGUGCUUUGGAGACAACCAAGAGACAAGAAACUGCAGUACAUCUCCCUGCUCAGCAUGUCCCAUUCAGGGAACUGUUACCGUAUCGGGGCUGGUGAUAUCUCUCUCUGCUGAUGCUCAGUCUGUAGAGUUGUCAUGUUUGGAUGGCUUUGCGCUCUUUGGUAAUUCCACGAUACCGUGUACACACUUCAGUAUCAGCAACAUCUCUACCAGGUGUAUUCCAACUUGUUCUGAUCUACCUAAUCCUGCCAACGGAAUCGUGGAAAUUGAGGGUGGGGUUAUCGCAAGCUAUCUUUGCGAUGUUGGAUUUACUCUAAUUGGGCCAUACGAGCGAUACUGUGAUGAAGGUGUCUGGGCAGGAGUAGACCCAGAAUGUGUGCCAGACAGAAUUGUUCAACCUGGAGACGAGAAUGUUCUCCAAGUUGGUAUCAAUCCCCGUAUACGUGUGGGCACCGGCGUGUUUGACGUUUUGAGUCCUGAGGUCUUAGUCGUACAAUGCAAUGCCACCCUAACAUUCAACUACCGUACAUCACUGAGCGGUGUGCCAAUAACGGUUACAGCUAGUUUGAAACUGUUGCGUGAUGACGACACACUGAGCAACGAAUCAAUCGCUUCGACGACUGUUCGGCUCGUUCGGCAAGUGGCGUCGUCCGAAUUCGAGUACGUUUGUUUGCCAUUGAUGUGUGCAAACGGGUCAGCGCUGUUGUUGGCGAGCAUUGCAAGAGUGCAGGUGACCGUCGUGGUUCCGGAUGGAACAGCCGAAGUUACGGAUGUCGAUUUUCGGGAAGAUCGGACUUGUGAUGCUCAGCCAUCAGAAGAUGAUGAAGAAUCGGAAGUUGGGACGUGUGACAAUACUACUGCUAGUGGUGACUGUGGAUUUCGAGACACUGGAUGUGGUGCGGGCGGUUUUGAUGUAACUUUAACUGCUGACGAUGACACACUGACAUUGCCAUUACUGAAGAAUCGUACAUUUGGAGUUUGUCAGAUGUACGCUUGUGUGCCUUGUUUGAGUGUUUCUGGAUUUGUGGCGUCUGGGAGAUCUACCCCAAGUGCUAAGAGUUCGCCUAGAAGACGACGAACAACGUCGGUUUUUAUCACAAGUGGAAAAUCACUUUGUCUCACUCCGACAACAAGCUACGUAAACGCAGAGCAGACGAGUCGCUACGUCACCGUGGGCUCCAGGAACGAGUAUCUAUCGUUCGACUAUCUAAUGUUUAAGAAUGGCAUGCACAUGCUUGUUAUUUACCUCACCUGUAUCGACCAUUUAAGUCACAUUCAUCUCUCGAGCAGCCAAACGACCUUCACAAUCAAUAAUUUUACUGGAGACCAGACAUCCGGGACGGCAUGUCUCGAACUCCACAGUCAUAUUGAUUUUUUCGAGAAGAGCAACGGUUUUACUUGCACUAGGUUUGCUUACGUUAUUCAAGGGUCGGCUCUAUCGUCGUCACUUUGUGUCAGCAACCUUAGGUUCCUUCAGAAAAUUAGAGUGGGUUCGUCCAGAUGCAGGACGGUGAUGAACGCGUAAUGUUUACAAUUCCUGCAACUGACCGAGACGAGACUCUAGAGAUUUACAUGUAACAGGUGUCUGCGCAUGCUCAGCGUAAACGUUCUUGUCUAGGUGAGUAGGUAUGUAGGUUUAGACGUCUACAAGUUAGAGAUGUUGAACUAGAGUAGAAUAAAGAUGAGAUGAAUUAAAUUUUUAGUUGAACAUAUUCGUCGCGCUUUGCUGUGACUCAUUCAGCUACCUAGCGGUU